This is a messenger RNA of Plasmodium cynomolgi strain B, 3057 nucleotides long. RefSeq lists its product as hypothetical. The record is from RefSeq and is a predicted model, not a curated record. NCBI's taxonomy places the organism in Eukaryota, Apicomplexa, Aconoidasida, Haemosporida, Plasmodiidae. Bases 1 to 3057 code for a protein of 1018 amino acids. The transcript is spliced from 4 exons.
AUGACGGAGACUUACAUCACAACGGGUAUCAAAUUUUCUGACGACGCGAAAAACAACAUCGAUGAUAAUAAAAUAAAUAAAUUUUUUGAAAAAAUCAAUCGUAGGGACAGUGGUCCCUUUUUUAAGCGUAGCAGUGAAAUCAGAAAUAUCUCCCUUAUGGAGGACAAAAUACGAAGUGGAGGUCAACCAAAUCGGGAAUUACAAGACAUUUUUUUUUCAAGCGAAAUGAAUGAACUUUUGUCCAAAGAAAAUAUCAGUGAUGACGAUGAAGAUAAUGAGAGCGAGGGGCUCCUGCAACGUGCACGAAAUUUUAACUACUUGCCUAUCACGCCUAAUGUCCUUGCGCUGCGGCCAUUCGAACGGGGGACAAAGAAACGAAAGAUAAGGAAACAAGAGCUUCCUGCGGAGGAGAUGUUGGAAAGUGGAGCAUCACAUAUGAGUGGACCUUUGGCUAACCUUCCGCCAUAUCGUUCCUACAGCGACCAGCUUGUGUAUAUCGAAAAGGAGGAAGAUCCCAAGAUGCAAUACUACCUGUUUAGAGAUGACGAAACGGAUGUGCUUUCAGUCCUUGAAAAGGGGAAAAAGGGUGCUCGGCAAGCGGCAGGGUCUGGCCACUCCAGCGCAAAAAGGGGCGCACACAAGGGGGAAGCGGAAGGACAGGAAGGAGCAGAAGGGGCGGAAAUGGCAAACAUGGCUGAAGUGACAAACAGGGCUGAAGUGACAAACGUGGCUGAAGUGACAAACAUGGCUGAAGUGGCGGGGAGAGCAGACGGCAGGCGCACGCGGAACAUCCCCCCACCGAAUGACAGAGAUGCGAACAACGACUGCGUGAGUGAGCAGCAGUUUCAGAUGUAUGACCUGUGCGUGGAGCGGGUCGAGCGGGACAGCCAAAGUGACCUGUACGGAGGUUCCCACGUGGAGAGCAGUGCCGCGAGUCGCAGUUGGAGCCACAACCUCAGCAUCGGCGCGAGUCAUAGUGCAAGUUGGAACGAGAGUCGAACUGCGAGCUUCUUUAGUACGAGCCACAACCCGAGUGCGAACCACAUGAGCGUGAAGCGUAGGAGGGGGCGCCCCAAGAAGGUCCUCCACAAGGUUGGCAACGUUGGAAUGGUUGGCAAGGUUCGCAACGUUGGCAAGGUUGGAAAAGUAGGCAAAGCUGGCAGAGCUGGAGGCAAAGGGGGUAGUCACUCCAAACGCGGAAGUCACUCCAAACCCGGAAGUCACUCCAAACCGGGAAGUCGCUCCAAACGCGGAAGUCGCUCCAAAGAGAGCAUGCCCUCCAAGGGAGUCGAGCGUAUAUAUAACAACUGCCUCCGCGAACAGCUGGACACGGAAAUGGCGCAGCCUUUUUCAACACCCUCAGAAACAAUAAACCUAUACAAUAUUAUUCUAAAAUCGCUGAAUAACGAAAUACUUUUAAAAAAUGAUUCCAUUACGUAUGAGAAGUAUAUAAAAAAAACCCCGUUAGAAUUUAAUUACAUCGUGUACAAAGAAUUUUCAAUACACACAAACUACUACUGGGAGCCCUAUGACAAAAGUGUGUUGAACGAAUUUGUCGACUUUUUUUACACGGACAAAUUUAGGGAUCAUUAUUUGGCAGGUGCAGGAGUGGAGAAGUCGGCGGGAAAAGAAGUAGGUGUGUUGGACCGGGGAAAGGAAGUAGGUGUGCUGAGCCAGGGAAAGGAAGUAGGCGUGCUGAGCCAGGGAAAGGAAGUAGAUAUGCUUCUGCACAGAGGCGAUACAGCUGGACUCGACUCCGGUGGAGGUGACCCCCUUUUUGUGACGCACAAGGAGGGCAGUGAAAGCAGAUCUCAGACGGACGAAUUUUUUUGCCUGAAUGAUGAGCUUUUUUCGGCUGCCGGGGGCGAUGCGCCUUCGUCUGCGGAACGGGGUGGAAGUGAACGCGCCCCCGAAGGUGAUCCACAGAGUGACCCCCAAAGUGAUUUCGAACGUGACAGCCAAAGUGAUCGCCAAUUCGAUCAGGAACGUGACGACCAAAUCGAUCAGCAAAGUGACCUCCAAACCGAUCAUCAACGUGACCUCCAAACCGAUCAGCAACGUGACCUCCAAACCGAUCAGCAACGUGACCGCCAAUUCGAUCAGCAACGUGACCGCCAAUUCGAUCAGCAACGUGACCGCCAAUUCGAUCAGCAAAGUGACCGCCAAUUCGAUCAGCAACGUAGCAGUGGAAGCACCCCCCACGAAGAAGAUAACAUAAGGAGCAUGUUGAACCCAUUUUGGGAGGACGAAAAUCUGUUGGACAAUAUACAAAGUGAACGAAAGUAUACGCACAUGGAAGAAACGAAUGACACACACAGUAACCAUGAAGAAAGUACCACAUCUCCAUUCUCCGACUACUAUGACAGCAAUGCAGAGAGUGAAGAAAAAGAUUUUCAUCAGGAUUCCUACACCGUGUGCUCAUUUUAUCUUCAUAAACCAGUGUAUGUUUUCGAUGAGCAGAGUGAGAUUAACCAAUUGGAAAGGGAAAAAUAUCAAAAUAAAAAUAGGGACAUAAAAAAUGACAGUUCUUCAUCCGCAGGUGAUCUGCAAACCAUAGAUGACUUAUUUUUCCCCCUCAACAAAGAUGAUGUACUUUUAAAGUAUAUCACGAAAAGUGACAGGAAACUUAAAAAGGUAUACAAAAAAUUGAUAAAAAAAAUGGAAUACGACAAAAAUGCGAAGCGGAAAUCUUACGCGAUUUAUGACAAGACAAAUAACUUCCUUUUGUAUGAUUAUAAAUGCUCCUUGUAUAAAAAUAUUUGGGGAAAUUUUACAAAAAAAUAUGCUGGAUACAACUCCGUCCUGACGCACCAAAAUACGUCCUACUUAAAAAAUUUUAAUUACCACUCGGCAAAUGCGUUUAUCCCUUUAUAUUAUAAAGCUUUGUCAAGGAACUUAGACCACCUCAGCACAAUGAUGUGCCUGUUCAUCAAGGCCUUCAGCUCCUACAUGGGAUGCCCAUGCAACGACUUAAUUAUGGGAAGCCAGGCGAACAGCACGAUUAGAAUCACCUUGUACCAAAACAUAACGGACAUAAUUUGCAUGAUGUCGAAGUAG